Podarcis lilfordi (Lilford's wall lizard) is the source of this 3476-nucleotide messenger RNA. Lineage: Eukaryota; Metazoa; Chordata; Lepidosauria; Squamata; Lacertidae. The record is from the annotation of a GenBank genome assembly.
AUGGGUGGGUGGUGUUCGAGUUGUUGCUGGCGGAAUCCCCGAUCCAGACUUUGCACAGAGUAGAAAUGGAUUUGCUCUCCGCCGCAAUAGUGACUUUCAAAGCUUUGCUGCAGAACAGUCUUAAAAUGGUCACAAAUAAAUGUUGCACAAUACAAAAUGCACAGUCGAUCUCUACCACUGAACUAUUUCCCCUUGAGACUUGCUGGUUAUUGAGUCCAUUUCUUUGGACCUGUUACUGAGUUCAUAAUCUGUGGUAUGUGACGCUGGUAGGAUAUGUUCUCAAUAAUUAGGGUCUCUGGGAGAGGGGCAGAAGUCAGAUUAGACUGCGCCCUUUUUAACAAAGAUGCCCUUCAAUCCAAGAGGAGAUUGCGGGAAUACUCUUCCCCCUCCACUCCGCUGGCUCCCAAAUACUUGCCAUCAGUGGUAGAAAUCUCAGUAAUCUGAGAAAUGUGCAUCUUCCAGCCAAAAGCACAAUGCUUGACAUAAUGAUGUUUUGCUCAUCACUGAACAAACCUGUCUCUUUUUCUCACUCUCGUUUCUCCCAUAGAAGGACGUAAAAUUCGCACUGUAGAGAAAACCUGCGAUUCUUCAAAGGUCUGCUCCACUCCCUCAGCAUACUUUUAUCUUGGGUUGGGGAGAACCUUUAGGAUGUACUUGGUCUGUUGCACGGGGGACAACUGCAAAAAUGCCAAGCCUAAAUGUAAUUAUUAUUAUCAUUAUUAUUACAUUGAUACCCCACCAUUCCUUCAAAGAGCUCAGUGUUGUGUACUCACUUUUCAAUUUCUUCAUUUUAUCACCGCAACAAUUGCAUGAGGAAGGUUAGGCUGAGAGACAGUGACUAGCCCAAAGGGCCCCAUGGCUGAAAAGGAACUAAAACAUGGUCUCUCAUGUUCAAGUCCAGAACUCUAAACAUUACUCCACACUGCUUCACCUAAAUGCAUUUAUUUUAAGCACUUUUUUUUUUUUACUUCACUCAUUAUUCAUAAAAGAUUCCCAGAGAUCAACAUCCUCAGAAAUAAGGCCACACAUACUGAGGUCUACUGUAGUCAUGUCCAUUUCUUUUAGUGGGUCAACUCUGAGUAAGACUAGCACUAGAUACACCCUGUUCCAAUUUCCUUGUUGUGCUUCCACCGUCCACCAUUUGUCAACAUAGUAAGCAGCCUUAUAUGGAGCCAGACCAUUGGUCCAUCUGGCUCACUAUUGUCUACACUGAUUGGCAGUGCCUGUCCAAUGUUUCGGGAAGGGGAUGUUCCCCUUUCUGCCUGGAGAUGCUGUGGAUUGAACCCGGGAUUUUCUGCUUGCAGAGCAGAUGCCACACCACUGAACCAUGACCCUUCCUUUCCUCUACUCCAUCACAUGUAGUCUAGGAUGGGCCACCACAAUUGUCAAUCUGUAAUCAAUUCAGUUCCAUUCGUCAUCAACAUCUGUCUCUAGCACAGGCUCUCCUCAACCUGAAGACCUCCAGAUGUUUGGGCCUACAGCUCUCCUCACCCCAGAUACAUUAGCCCUGCUGGCUGGCGCUCAUGACAGACCCUCCAAGUGUCCCUAUUUUCCAGGGACAGUCCCUUAUUUAGAGAAGCCGUCCCGGUUUCUGAUUUGAUUCCGUAAUGUCCCACUUUCCCUUAGGAUGUCCCUGUUUUUAUUGGAGAAAUGUUGGAGAGUAUGGAGUUAUCCAACGCCCCAGCACUCCUGUGUAGGGAAGAUUUUUUUAAAAAAAAUAUAUUUAAUGUUUGAUUAUGUUUUUAUAUAUGUUGAAAGCUGCCCAGAGUGCUGGGGCAACCCAGUAAUAUGUGUGGGGUAUAAAUAGUAAAAAAUAGCAUGAUAGAAUGGGACGUCCCUGUUUUCAUUGGAGAAAUGUUGGGUGGUAUGUUAUGAACAUGGAACUCAAACAACAUCCAGUGGGCACUAUGUGCAGGAAGGCUGCUCUAGGCUACAGCCACCUAUAAAUUAAAUGUAUUUAGCCUUUAACGCUUUAUUAACCAGGAUAGCAACAAACCUGGAUGGCUUUAAAAGAGGACUGGAGCAAAUUCAUGGAGGACAAGGCUACCAGUGGCUACUAGCCAUGAUGGCUAUGCUCUUCCACCAUGGUCGGGGACAGAAUACCAGUUGCUGGAAGUUUCAGGAUGGGAGUGGGCUCAUGUCGUCAAUCUAGCUGGCUACUGUGAGAGCAAGAUCCUGGGCUAGAUAAGCCAUUGGCCUGAUUCAGCUGGUUCUUCUUAUCUUCUUAGCCUCUGCCUCCCACUUAGUCCAUUCCUGAAGCUGAUUAUGAAUCCUGUUCUUUGGCUUGCAGUACCCCAAGUCGAAAAGAAGGUCAAUGGAAAGCAAUGCCCUACCUGUUACUCCUCGUCAGACGUGUGCCAUGCGAAGGUGGUGAAUUGUACCGGCUUGGAGAGCUACUGCUUUGAUGUGGCCACAACCACCUACAUCAGUAAGUCUUGCUUCAUGCACAACGUGCCUUUGAGUUCAGUCGGUAGAGCAUGAGACUCUUAAUCUCAGGGUCAUGGGUUUGAGCCCCAUGUUGGGGGCUCAUGGUCCCUCCCAACUCAACCAUUCUGUGAUCUGUAGCUGAGCUGAUCCUCAGUGCAAUGGCAUCUUGCCCUUGCGUAGCUGGAGACACAGAGCAAACUGGUUCUGCUGCCUUGUGUCAGGCACAGUAUGGGGGCAUUUCUUCCAGACAAGGCCAUGCAGCAACCCCAGAUGCUUGGUGGGUGAAAGGGAACACAGUCACCCUACCAAUGGAUCCAUAUUAGCCAGCUUGCAAAUUUUAAUUAAUGGAUAUUUUUAAAUUUUGAUGGAAUUUUAUUGCAGAUUUUAAUGAUGUGAGGAGCUCAGUGUUGUGUGUUCAAGCCCCGUGUUGGGCAAAAUAUUCCUGAACUAAUGGGGGGUUGGACUAGAUGAACCUUGUGGUCCCUUCCAACUGUACAAUUCUAUGAUUCCACAAUUCUAUGUGUGGAUUUAAUACUUGAUUUUAUAAUAGAUGGAAACUGCUUAGAAAUAAUUUAUGUCAUGGAAGCAGUAUAUAAAUUAGCACAAAGUAACAGUAAAAAUAUGCAAGUAACUUGCAGACAGCAACGAAGUACAAAGUAGAGUACAAAUGAGCAACAAGUGAUAUUAAUGAAGCCCUGAACAUCAGCACAUCCAACCAGGAUAAAAACCCAGGGAUGCAGUUAGGACUUCACUAUUGGGCUGACCAAAACGCUUAUUUGGAGGUGACAUGUUGACUGGCGACAAUGAUUUCCCAGGCUACCCAAUCUUAUCUUCCUUGUUCAGAUGGACAACGGCAGCGCAGUAUCAUGAAGGGGUGCACUACAAAGUCCAUCUGUGCUUCAAUAAACAGAGGCCAGGCCGACCUCUUAACAGGUGCGGACGUUGUUGAAAAGGCCACCUGUACUCCAGAGAUUUCAAGGGGAUCUCAGUCCUCUGCGCUCCUUCUGCCAACCAUUCCGGUGCUUCUGCUGCAGAAGAUCCUUUUGUAA